Messenger RNA from Thelazia callipaeda (thelaziosis nematode), 569 nucleotides. The record is from the annotation of a GenBank genome assembly. NCBI's taxonomy places the organism in Eukaryota, Metazoa, Nematoda, Chromadorea, Rhabditida, Thelaziidae.
AUGAUGGAACAUCUGAAAAUAUCAGAUUGGAGUGCUCUAGAUAAUUUAGAGAAGAAGAUUUGUUCAAACUGUGGACGAAGACGGAUGUAUUUUUGUUACGAUUGUAAACUGUAUAUUCCUGGUGUACAAAAUAUGGUUCCGCAAUUAAAGCUACCUGUCCAUAUUGAUAUUAUCAAACAUCCGCAAGAAAAGAAUAGUAAAAGCACCGCGUUGCAUUGCCUUUUACUGGCUCCAACCUGUACUAGACUAUUUGAUUUAACCAAUGUACCGAACUAUAACUCCACUAAGUACAAACAGGAAAAUACAGCAUUGGUAAUUCAGUCAGAAAAUGGCAUUUCCGUGCACAGCUUUGUUAAGGAGCGCGGUUGUAUCAAACGUUUUGUAUUUCUUGAUUCAACAUGGUUCCAGAUUGGAAGACUGAAGUCACUCUCGAAAAUUCAAAGUCUACCUGUUAUCACGCUGCGAUCCUACAAGACAAAAUACUGGAGACCGCAGGUUUUAUUUCCACUCUUUCCUUUCCUUGUAUACUUUGAUAAUUUUCAUGAUUAUAGUUACUUGUUGCAUUGAUG